This is a messenger RNA of Rhodamnia argentea, 1374 nucleotides long. RefSeq lists its product as uncharacterized. The record is from RefSeq and is a predicted model, not a curated record. Lineage: Eukaryota; Viridiplantae; Streptophyta; Magnoliopsida; Myrtales; Myrtaceae. The coding region runs from base 158 to 1075 and encodes 305 amino acids. The transcript has 3 exons.
UGAAACGCGAGAGCGGAGAGAAAAGAGAGCGAAGAGAGAGAGAGAGAGACACGAUUUUCCCGAGGGGAAAUCCGAGCGGACCGAGACCGGAGAUCGCCGGCCCUUCGAUCGGAGCUGUCCAUCGCUCCGACUUCCCGCGAGUUGGCCUCGCACGGUGAUGGUGUGUUGGGGAGAGUUCGUCGGCGAGAGAGAACGAGUCCGUGCUUCCAUGGCGAUGGGCUCCGAGAGAUCGAAGCCGCUCCACAAUUUUACGCUCCCGCGCCUCCGCUGGGGCAGCCAGCGCUACAUGCGGUGUAUGAAGGUGGCCGCCGACUCCUCCUCCGCGGCUGUCGCCGAUCGCCGAUCCCCCGCCAGAUCUCACUCCUCCUUCCAGCGGAGGGAGCCGGAUUUCGAGCGUCUGAGGUGGUUCGCGCGCGAUUCGGACCGGAGGAGGAGGAGCGGUGGGAUCGUCGGUGCCGCCGCCGUGGACGACGACGACGACGACGACGACGGCGGCGACUGCGGAAUCGAGGCGGUGAGGCAGAAGCUGAUGUUUGAUCUGCGAGCCGAGACGGACAAGAUGAAGGACGAGCUGCUGAGGGAGGAGGUGGAAUCGGUGGCCGCCGCGGCCGCCGCCGCCGUGGCAGAGGAGGCCGAGGCUGAGUCCGGGGCUGCUGCAGCAGUGGCAGCGGAGGAGCCGAGGCCGUGGAAUCUGAGGACGAGGAGGGCCGCGUGCAAGGCUCCGAUCGGCGGCGGCGGCGGCGGAGGGAGAGUUAACAGCUCUCCGUCGAUGGUCGAAGACGCCGCCGGCGCCGGUGUAAACGACACGAAGUCGUCGCCCAGGGUCCUGAGAGGUAACAACGGCGGCGCGACAGAGAAGACGGAGGAGAGACCGAAGUUCGCGGUGGCGCUGAAGCGAAAGGAGAUUGAGGAGGACUUCAUGGCGAUGGUGGGGCACCGACCGCCCCGGCGUUUCAAGAAGCGGCCCAAAAAUGUACAGAAGCAAUUGGAUUUGCUUUUCCCGGGGCUGUGGUUGACGGAGAUCUCGGUGGACACUUACAAAGUCGACGAGAAUCCUGAAAACGGCAAGAGGUAGCAAAGGGUUGACCUUUCGAAUUGGAGAUUUUGAUGAUUAAAGGUCUGUGCUUGCUGACUUCUGGUGACAUUGGGGGGCUCCCUGCGUAUUGGUUCAGACUACCUCUCUGAAUUUGAAUUGUGAUUAAAAAACAUAUGGAGCUUCCUUGUUUUUUCAGAUCAGCUUUUUUCCUAUUUUUCCUUCGUGUUCUUUCUGAAAUAGCUAAUUUUGAUAAGGUAGGUAGGUUCUAUUUAUAUUUCUUUCCAUUAAUCACAAUAAGCUUCUACAAAGUGGGAAGACAGGUGAAUGUUGUUAAUCCA